Messenger RNA from Hemicordylus capensis (graceful crag lizard), 2968 nucleotides. Its product is annotated as acyl-CoA (8-3)-desaturase-like. NCBI's taxonomy places the organism in Eukaryota, Metazoa, Chordata, Lepidosauria, Squamata, Cordylidae. The record is from RefSeq and is a predicted model, not a curated record. Bases 147 to 1508 code for a protein of 453 amino acids. Gene Ontology annotation, molecular function: oxidoreductase activity, acting on paired donors, with oxidation of a pair of donors resulting in the reduction of molecular oxygen to two molecules of water. Gene Ontology annotation, cellular component: membrane. Gene Ontology annotation, biological process: lipid metabolic process. The transcript is spliced from 12 exons.
AGGCGCUCGACACAGAGCACGCUUGGCUCCGCUAUCGCAGGGCUGCAACAUCUCGAAGCCUAGUUUGAGGCGAGUUGGCGUCUCGUGAGGAAGUUCGCGCAGCGCGGGGCAAUAACCCCAAUAGGACGAAGAUUUGCUAGGCGGAGAUGGCACCUCCUCAGCAGGAGACGGGACUUGGGGGGGAAAGGAAUGAUGGCGGGAGCGGUUCCCGCCGCUUUUUCACUUGGGAAGAGAUCGGGCUGCGCACGGGUCGAAUCCAGCCUUUCCUACAGGAGCGGUGGCUGGUGAUUGACAGGAAAGUCUACGAUAUUAGCAGCUUCUAUAAGCGGCACCCGGGAGGCUCCCGAGUUAUCAGCCACUAUGCCGGGCAGGACGCUACGGAUGCCUUUACAGCUUUCCAUCUUGAUAAGCAAGAUGUAAGCAAGUACUUCAGUUCGCUGCUGAUAGGGGAACUGGCACCAGAUCAACCUAGCUCUGAGCCCAGCAAAAAUCAAUUGCUGGUCAAAGACUUUCGGGAGCUGCGGUCUACUGUUGAGAAGAUGGGACUUCUGAAACCCAGCAAUCUCUUCUUUGUCCUAAUUUUCCUUCAUAUCGUGCUGCUGGAUAUUGCUGCCUGGUGGACCAUUUGGUACUUUGGGGCAUCCUUAGUACCAUUCUUCGUGGGUGUUGGUCUGUUUACUACUGCUCAGGCCCAAAUGGCCUGGUUCCAGCAUGACUUAGGGCACCUUUCAGUCUUCACCAACUCCAAAUGGAAUCACCUGGUCCACACUGUCUUGAUGGGUUCAGUGAAAGGAAUGCCUUCCAAAUGGUGGAAUAAUCUACAUUUCCAGCAUCAUGCCAAACCCAACAGUUUUAACAAAGACCCUGAUCUCAACAUGCACCCCAUUGUGUUUGCUCUGGGGAAGAAACUGGCUACAGAGCUUGGGAUGCAGAAAAAGAAGUACAUGCCUUACAACUAUCAACACAAAUACUUCUUCAUCUUAGGCCCAGGUCUGCUAGUCCCCUUCUUCCAGUUCUCUGUAUUCUACUUCACAAUCAAACGCAAAGAGUGGGUGGAUCUUGCCCUCAUUAUAAUCUACAACAUCAGAGUCUGUCUUCUCUAUACUCCUCUAAUGGGAUUUAAAUACUUUAUGGUGUACUAUUGGCUGUCCAGGUUUCUAGAAUCAGCCUGGUUUGUUUGGGUUUCACAAAUGAAUCACAUCCCAAUGAAAAUUGAUUAUGAUAAAAAUAUGGACUGGCUGUCUACUCAGAUGUAUGCAACAUGCAAUGUGGAUCAGUCCCCGUUCAAUGACUGGUUCACCGGCCAUUUGAAUUUCCAGAUUGAGCACCACCUCUUUCCCACAAUGCCUCGGCACAACUAUGCAAAGGUAGCCCCCUUGGUUAAAUCCCUCUGUGCCAAGCAUGGCAUUGACUAUGAAUGCAAGCCGCUGCUUGCUGCCUUUAGGGAUAUAUUGCACUCUCUGAAGGAUUCAGGAGAAGCCUGGCUUGAUGCAUAUCUGCACGGAUAGGAAUAAAUCCUAUCAUUAGUCAUGAAGAUACAUCACAGAUAGAGGGCAGCUAAUGCACUAAGGAAGAAUUUGGCAUCUGGUGGGUUAACCGGGUGGAUGGUAGAAAUUCUGCAGUUUCUCUCACAUCUGUGCAUUGUUUUUUGUGCACAUUGUGUUACUACUGUUAGGGUCAUGAGAAGGGAAGACUGGUGUUUCAUCUAUGAGUACAUUUCACUUGCUGAAUGUAUGAGAUUGAGACCUGGCCGUCUUUUUUCGUGGCAGAAGGAAGUUAUGAAACAGUUUAAAGUGGAAAGACAGUUACAGUGAAACCUGUGGAAGCCACAAAGUUUUUAAGGAACAGCUUUAGAUUUUAGGCAUAGCUUCAAGAUGAAGGUGUCAUUUCCAGUUUCCAUGAGGGAGGAGGAAAGGGACAAAACUUCUACCACAGUUCAAAGGCCCCCAAAGCACUAUAUUUAGAGCACUGGUGGGGGGUUACUUUUUCCAUCCUUGCUGAUGAAAAGAGGUGCUCCUACAGAAUGUGGAAGGGACUACCCUUCUCCCUAAAUUGCACCUUCUGGAAGAUUCCUUUCCACUGCUUGGAAAGUGGACCCAACUAGACUUCUGGCAGAUUCAUGCAACUCAAUAGGUUCUCAAAAUCAGCAUUAGGGUAGGAGAAGCCUCCUGCCUUAGAUCAUGAGCCAUAAACACUCCUGAUUGGCCAUCAUGAUAAUUCUACAAACAAGGUAGGCGGAUGGGGAAAUGCUCAUCUGCAGGCUGGGUACAGAGGAGGGUGGCAGCAGUGACCCCAGAACUUGUACCAGCUCCAGAGUGAGAGUGGAAGGAAAUCACUCCCUGCACCUCCCAUGUCCAUACCCAGCUCUCAGAUGAUCAUUUUGCUCUCCUCCUAUGUUGCUUGUAGAAUUACCACAAAGGCCCACUGGGAGCAUGCAUGGCUCCCAAAUGCUGGCCCUGAGAACAGCCCUUGUGACUUCUGUGCUAUUUGGUGUUGCAUCAUCUUACCAGUGAUCAUGGCCCUCAGGUGAUAGAAGUGAGCAGAUACCUCUCUGUUCUACUGGCCAUAUCAAAGAAUGUGGCAGCCAAGGCUGCCACCCUGAUGAUGCCUGUGCUCACACUGGCAACUUUGGCAUGAUUUCAGAUUUCUUCUGUGGGAGAGAAACUAUAUGAGUGGGGUUUCUGGGCUAUCUGGCAUUGCCAUGGAGCUCUUGGCUCACGUACUCUGUGUAGUGCAUGUUGGUGGGAAGGGGGCACCUUCCGGCUGCAGUGUGUGAACGAAAGCAGUGACUCUUGCUUUGUCUGGCAGUUAGUUAAAUGUUUGAUUACCUUUUGCCCAUGUUGAAAGCCCUGAUCUUCUGCUAGUUCAGUAGCACAGCCCUCUUAGGAUGUACGCUGCUUCAUGUGUACAUAUUUUUAUUUAUUUGUUUUCUUUUUAAUGUGUUUCAUAAACUUCUUGCUUCACUGUG